This is a messenger RNA of Bemisia tabaci, 1843 nucleotides long. It is a transcript of the gene AkhR, whose product is annotated as Adipokinetic hormone receptor. NCBI's taxonomy places the organism in Eukaryota, Metazoa, Arthropoda, Insecta, Hemiptera, Aleyrodidae. Gene Ontology annotation, molecular function: G protein-coupled receptor activity; peptide binding; adipokinetic hormone receptor activity. Gene Ontology annotation, cellular component: plasma membrane. The record is from RefSeq and is a predicted model, not a curated record. Gene Ontology annotation, biological process: cellular response to hormone stimulus; G protein-coupled receptor signaling pathway.
UCUCAGUUUUCUUCUUUUCUCUCCGCGUCGUUCCGGUCCACGUCCGUGACAGUUCGGUACAGUAAUUUCGGUGGAAAACGGCUGUCCUCGUACGUAACGGUGCUCGUUCCCGGUGCUUGACCCUGUCCGUGACGGCCCCGAGGGUCCGAGUUGUGUCGUGUCCGUUCUGGGAGGGAAGCGAGGUCGGUCAGCUACCCUCGCGAGUUUGUUGUGUGCUGAGUGUUGUGACAUCUUUGAAGUUCGUCGGUGGAGCAACGAUUAUUCGCACUCAAGUGGGCAGCUGGAAUGAUACGUACAGUGUGCUGCCUCAAAUUGACCUAAAAUGGCAGGCUGCCAGUUGACCUGCAGCUUAAUGAGAAGCAGCAACUCAAUGCGUUCAAUUUUGGCGACAAACGUAUGAACCUCGUCUAACUUCGGCGAAAACGAAGGAAUCUUGUUCACCUAGAGUCGGGGCUCGUGUGAUGCAAUGCAGGAGAGCGGAAUGGCCGGCGACGAGGUUGUGCGGGACAAGGACGGGUGGCCGGUCAUCCCGAUCCUGGAGAACGACACGGCGAAGCUCCCGAUCGAGAUGCAGUUCAACUCCGGGCACGUCGUCUCCAUAGUGACCUACAGCGUCCUCAUGGUCGUCUCCGCUAUCGGCAACAUCACCAUCCUCACCAUCAUCCUCCGCCGCCGCAAGAAGUCCCGCACCUCCCGCAUCAACACCAUGCUCAUGCACCUCGCCAUCGCCGACCUACUGGUGACAUUUUUGAUGAUGCCUCUGGAGAUAGCGUGGGCGGCGACUGUUUCUUGGGUGGCUGGAGACGCUCUGUGUAGGAUAUCGGCAUUCUUCCGAAUAUUCGGUCUAUUCCUUUCCAGUUUCGUCCUCAUAUGCAUCAGCGUUGACAGAUACUUCGCGGUGCUGAGGCCUCUGGAUAUAUCUCAAGUCGACCGGCGGGGGAAAAUGAUGCUGACUGCCGCGUGGAUUGGAUCAAUUAUUUGUAGCGCCCCUCAGAGCUACGUGUUCCACGUGGAGAAGCACCCGAACGCGACGUGGUACGAGCAGUGCGUGACGUACCACUCGUUCCCGACGCCGUUCCACGAGCACGCCUACUACUACUUCGGCAUGAUCAUGAUGUACUGCCUCCCGUUGGUCGUCAUCAUCACCAGCUACGGCUCCAUCAUCGCCGAAAUCUACCGUCGCAGCCAAACCAGAUCCACAGAUAACAUAAGAAGAUCCGGGCUGGGAUUUUUAGGCCGAGCUCGGAUACGAACGCUGAAAAUGACAGUCAUAAUCGUAGUUGUGUUCUUUGUGUGUUGGACGCCGUAUUGGGUGAUGUGCGUAUGGUACUGGAUCGACGAGUCCUCGGCGAAGAAGGUGGACCAGAAGAUCCAGAAAGGGCUGUUCCUGUUCGCGUGCACCAACUCGUGCAUGAACCCGAUCGUCUACGGGGCUUUCAACAUCCGGACGCGGCACCACCGGAGCCGGCAGGUCCGGACCCGGACCAACUCCUCCCUCACAACGGCCUGCGCCCCCGACAUCCGCCUCCCCAACAUCGGCAUCUCCGUCCGCAACGUUGAAUGAUUCACCAUCACCCUCGAGUCGCGCGCCGACCACAGACACCUAGCCACCUCCUCCCAGACCAGCGACCACAUGCUCUGAUCCUCCACCCUCCUCCCCAUCAUGACCCUCCAAAACCAAUGAUCCAACAUAGAGUACUUACCUUAUAGGGAGACUAUGGACAGCUCGAAAAUUUAGAGGCUAGAUUUGAUCAGGUCGUGUACUGCCGUGUAGAGUACCUAUAUUGAGAGAGUAUGGCCACUGGGCCCCAUGGAGAGGCUUAGGACCCAAAAAUGGCGGUGC